Molecule: messenger RNA, 993 nt
Organism: Sus scrofa (pig)
Lineage: Eukaryota; Metazoa; Chordata; Mammalia; Artiodactyla; Suidae
Product: olfactory receptor 4C12-like
Biological process (GO): G protein-coupled receptor signaling pathway
Cellular component (GO): membrane
Molecular function (GO): olfactory receptor activity
Source: RefSeq, a predicted model, not a curated record
AUGGGUUUCCUCACACCUCCCAACAAUGCAACAGAAUUUGUUCUCUUGGGACUCACACAGAAUCCACACUUGCAGAAAAUACUCUUCAUGAUCUUUUUGAUCAUUUUCCUUUUUACCUUGAUGGCCAAUCUGUACAUUGUUAUUACCAUCUCCCUCAGCCCCACACUUUCAUCCCCCAUGUACUUCUUUCUCACUUACUUGGUCUUCUUAGAUGCCUCCUUCUCCUCUAUGACCACCCAAAUGACUUUUGACCUGCUGUAUCAGAGGACAAUCAUCUCCUGGGGUGGCUGCUUGACUCAACUCUUUUUGGAUCACUUCCUGGGAGGAUCAGAGAUCAUUGUCCUCAUUGCCAUGGCUUAUGACUGCUAUGUGGCCAUCUGUAGGCCUCUGCACUACAUGACUAUCAUACAACCUGGGUUCUGCCAGCUCCUGGUUGUGGUGGCCUGGAUUGGGGAGAUCCUGCACGCAACCGUGCAGGUUCUUUUCACACAUGAGUUGACCUUCUACGGCCCCAAUGUCAUUGACAAUUUCAUGUGUGAUUUAUUUUCACUGUUGGAACUUGCCUGCAUCAACACCUACAGGCUUGGAAUUGUGGUGGCAACUAACACUGGGGGCAUGUGUUUGCUCAUUUUUUCCAUGCUGAUUGUAUCCUACAUAGUCAUUCUGAGCUCUCUGAAAUCCCAUGGCUCUGAAGGAAGAUACAAAGCCCUCUCUACAUGUGGCUCCCACUUUACAGUAGUGGUACUCUUCUUUGUCCCUUCUUUCUUCACCUAUGUAUGUCCCGUGUCUACUUACCAUACAGGCAAGUUGGUGAGUUUGUUUUAUGCAACCUUCACUCCCAUGGUAAAUCCUGUCAUUUAUACAGUGAGAAACCAAGAGGUGAAAAUUGCCGUGAAGAGAUUGUUGAAGAGAAAAGUAACUUCAGAUGUUUAUGGUACCAAGAAUUUGAGGUUUUAUGUUCAUAGGGAGAAUUAUAUCUAUUGUAAAUUAUGA